Messenger RNA from Dermacentor silvarum, 2260 nucleotides. RefSeq lists its product as uncharacterized. Bases 116 to 2014 code for a protein of 632 amino acids. NCBI's taxonomy places the organism in Eukaryota, Metazoa, Arthropoda, Arachnida, Ixodida, Ixodidae. The transcript is spliced from 8 exons. The record is from RefSeq and is a predicted model, not a curated record.
CUGAGCGCAAGCAGUGGUCGCUGGUUAAUGUAGUUAUGGUUCAACCAUAAAUCUGUGGUUCAGCAAUCACACUUUCGUUGGCACUGCUUUGCACGUUGUGUUCGUUAGCUUUGUUAUGAUGGCUCCGACGUUAUCUUUGUCGAGGCAAACAUGCUGUGUUGCCGGGUGUACCAACAGCUAUGCAAACAUGGCGAGUUCUGGUGAAACCAUCCAAUUUUACCGAUUCCCGAUGCGGCCUUUCUACCUUGAACGACGCAAUGUUUGGAUAUCUGCCGUCCGCAAGACCAGGGGUGAUGACUGGGAGCCAAAACAUAACUCACGCAUUUGCAGUCACCAUUUUCAUGGAAAUCGAAAGUCGGACAACCCCAGGAACCUAAACUACAAUCCAUCAAUCUUUCCACAGCCACAGAAGCAAAGGGCUCCCUGCCACAAGCCAGAACUUGUUUCACAGCCACAGUUGCAAAGGAAAAGGACAUGUGCUCCUGAAUUUCGAGGUCGCCGUAGGCCGUUGAAGAAAAGGAGGGCAUGUGCCUUUGAGCUGCAGCAUACCAGCACAAACGAUUGCGGAGAUUACGACCAGCCAACUGCUAGUCCAGGGUCUCCUACGAUUGAAUUUGAUGGCAAAAAUCAAGUGGAAAGAUGUGAGGUCGGAACAAUGACAUCACUUGAAGUUCGCGAGGUUGGCACCAUGAUGCCAUUCAAAGAUUGUGAUGAGCGUCGUAGAGUGAAAAGACGACACAUUGGCACAGUGACAUUUUUGCAGCCUGGAGAGCUCCCUUGCCGGCCUUAUGCGUUCUUCUGUGUCUCAGAUGGCAGAAAUGCAUCCACACAGACUUGGUGCAAAUACAUUUCAGUGCAGUCUACUCAGACUCAUACACCUUUUGCUACAGCACCACCACCACCACCACGUGGUCGCUCACUGGUGGCAGUUAGUAAUGCAGCCGUAGGGCCAGACCAUAAGUCAGUGUGCUUUGCCAGAGCACAGGCAACAGCCUCACAUGGUUGCUCACUGGUGGGGGUCAGUAAUGCAAUGGUGGGGCCAGACCACAAGUCAGUGGGUUUUCCUGGAGCACAGUCAGCAGCAGCAUCCUGUGAUCGCCCACCGGUGACUGUUAGUAAUGUGGCGGUGGGACCAGACCACAAGACAGUGUGCUUCGUUGGAGCACAGUCUAUGCACCAAGAUGAUGAAUCUAUGCAAAGCCUCUGUGCGGUGACUGCAACCAUGUUCGCACUUCUGGUGAGCAUCAUUCCCAAUGCAAGAACUUUCCAUGACAUCUCCAAAGCUGACCGUCUCACACUCUUUCUGAUGAAAUUGAAAACUGGACUCACGUACGGUUCAUUGGCAGCACUGUUUGGUAUUCACCGCACAACAGUAGCAAGAUGUUUUCACAAUGUUCUGAAUGCACUGUUUGAAAAAACAUGUUCAUGGAUAGAGUGGAAGCAUAGCACUGAUGUGCUCUCUAAGGCACCAGACUACUUCAAGUUGCACUAUCCAAACUGCAAGAUCAUUAUUGACUGCACAGAGGCUCGGGUGGCACAGCCUGCACCAGUAGAGAUACGGGACUUUUACACCUGUUCUAAAGAAACAUUUUCAGCGAAGUUUUUGUUUGGAGUUGCCCCAAAUGGAGCUUUGACAUUUGUGAGGAGUGCAGGGGACAAAGGUAGUUUAUUAGAUGAGUUCACAGCUGCUGCCUCCCCACUGGAUCCCACAGAUGUUCUCCCUCACAAACCCUCUGCAAAAUCUGCUAGCUUGUCACAGUCAAGUGAAGUUCUGGUCACGCCUCCAUCUUCAAAUGGAGAAUGCUCAAACCCUGACAAAGUAGCUGCCGUCCAUUCAGUGUACAGUGUUCGUAUGCACGUGGACCGAAUGAUUCACAGGCUCAAGUUUUUUAACAUUCUGAACCUGCCACUUUCAUCUGAUCUUCAAGAUAACAUGGAUCGAAUUGUGCAUGUCAUUUGCAUUCUGGCAAACCUACAGGGUAGCAUUUUAAAAAGCAGUAAUCAUGUCGUCUGAAAGUAGUAUUUUCUUAUUGUUCAUGGCACAUGCAAAAAAAAUUCAUAGUUAUUUAUUUUGUUACUGCUGACAGUCAUUUUACAGCAGCUUCCUAUGCCGUGUGUCUCUCGGUACUGUGUAUCAUAUGAGAGCAACAUAUGAAAUAUCAAAGCUUUAACUUGUCACAGUUGAAUGAUCUCAAUGAUUUAUUUAUUGUUCUCACCUCUGUUCAAUGUGAAAUUGUACAAUAAAAGUGCAGUGCUCAUC